AUGGUAGUAGCUGGGAGAAAUCCACUGAGAUUGCCAAACUGCUGAACUGAGGUUUAGUGGUUCAGACAUUGCCUGAAGAGCUAUGAAGAGCUGGCUACUCCUGGUUGCUGCUGUUCUUCUCUGGCCGGGCAGCUCUUCUCAAAAUGCAUGUGAAGAACCAGAGGACAUUGACUUUGGGGAAAUUGUAAGCCUUGAGAAAGCCAAAUACCUGGAAAAUGACCGAGUGCAAUACAGUUGCAACCCAGGUUAUGUCUUGGAAGGAUCUGAAUGGAUUCAGUGUAAGGGACAAAAAUGGACACCUCAUCCACCAAAAUGCUUGGCACCCUGCAGUAUCACAAGACAACAGCUAGCAACAAAAAAAUUGCUUGUGUUUGGGAGUCAAAGAAAAGCUCGUCUUAUUCAGAGUAAUCAUAACAUGCAAUUUCAGUGUAAUGAAGGAUAUGUCCUUGUGGCUCCAUCUGUCAGAAAGUGUUUUGAUGGUUACAUGGAUUUCCCAUUAUGUAUCUCUGAAGGAGGGCAAAAUUGCAGUGGUCCACCAAGAAUUGAGAACGGAGACAUUAUUAGUUUAUCUGAGAAACUGUACAGAUCUGGCUCUUCAGUAGAAUUCAGAUGCCAAACAUAUUAUGCCAUGGAAGGCCAGAACAGAUCUUUUUGUGACAAUGGGACCUGGACAAAAGUGCCUAUUUGCCUGGAUCCCUGUGUGAUCUCCAGGACUGAAUUGGAAAGCCAGAAAAUAGAUGUUAAAGAUGAAAUAGAUGUGCCUGAAAAUAUAUUUAUUCAACGUGGUCAUUCUAUUGAGCUGACCUGUAAAACAGGAUAUGUCCUGGAAGCAUAUUCUUCCCAAUCAGCUUUUGUAAUCCAGUGUGAUGGGACACCAUCCGUGAUUCCUAAAUGCAAAGAAAUUACAUGCAAUUCUCCAAGAAUAUCAAAUGGUUCUUUCCGACCUCAAAGAACUUUAUACCACGAUGGGGAUCUAAUUCGAAUUCUGUGUGACAGUGGAUUUACUUUUGAACCUGAUAAUGGAGAAAAGGUAGUUGAGUGCACGAGAAAUGGAUGGUCACCUUCACCAAAAUGUGUCAAUACAAACUUUACAGAACCCCCUAUAGUUGAAAAUGCUGACAUUGUUGACGAUACAAUGGAGAAGUACAUGAAUGGCGAGAAAAUAAAUUACCAGUGUAAGGAUGGUUUUGAAAUAUCUGGAUCAAGUACUAUAAUAUGUAUAGAAAAUAAGUGCUCACGUUUUCCAAGUUGUAAAGAUAUAAGGUGUUCUUCUCCCUCCGAAAUUCCAAAUGGCCAGAUUACUAGUGAAAUAAAGGCAAAGUAUUUGCCCCGGGAGAAGGUGUACUAUCGAUGCAACCCAGGUUAUGCUCUUCUUGGAACUCCUUUCAUUAUAUGUUUGAGGAAACGUUGGACACACACACCACGUUGUGCAGCUCUUGGGGGAAAAUGUGGACUCCCACCUGUUGUGGAGAAUGGAGACAUUCUGGAUUCACCCAAGCCAAUCUAUUUCCCAUCUGAAACUGUAACUUAUCAGUGCCAAAAUUUCUAUACAAUGGAAGGUUCUCCAAGAGUGACUUGUCAAAAUGGUCAUUGGUCACAACCACCAACAUGUAGAGUUGCUUGUACAGCAAAUGAAGAAGAUAUGAGAGUACGUAAUAUAAAGCUGAGGUGGAGCAACAGAGAUAAAAUAUAUUCUGAGGAUGGAACUACAGUAGAAUUUGUAUGUUUAAGAGGCUAUAAACCACAUCCAAAUACCAGAUCAUUAAGAGCUAAUUGUGUGGAUGGGAAAUUUGAUUAUCCGGAUUGCAUUCCUAUCUAAGUAAAUGAAGAACAGGACAUAUAUAGCCCCUUUGAAGCAAAAAGAAGAUGAAUGUCGGAAAUU
Molecule: messenger RNA, 1882 nt
Organism: Pseudonaja textilis
Lineage: Eukaryota; Metazoa; Chordata; Lepidosauria; Squamata; Elapidae
Source: RefSeq, a predicted model, not a curated record